AGGACUGGGAGGGGAGGAGCCUCUUAUCGUUAUUUCACUGACGAAACUACAGAGAUUCUAAACUCAGGGAACAUUUUCUACUUAGUUUAGGUAGAGAAUGAUUUGGUUAUUUUGUACAAAGAAAUCAGAGGAAACAACAUAAGUACCAACAGACAUGACUUCCUGCAGCAGUGUCCUGUCUGAAGAUCAGUUCCAUUGUUCUGUCUGUCUGGAUGUGUUCACUGAUCCUGUCUCUAUUCUAUGUGGACACAACUUCUGCAAAGCCUGUAUCACCAACUACUGGGACAACUGUGACCUGUGUCAAUGUCCCAUGUGUAAAUUGACUUUUGAUAAGAGACCAGAUCUCUAUGUCAACACUUUCAUCUCUGAGAUGGCUGCUCAGUUCAGGAAGUCAGAGCCACUGAAGACUACCAUCAGUCCAGACCUGUGUCUUCCUAAACCUGAAGUGUCAUGUGACAUCUGUACAGCUACCAAGCUCAAGGCCCUGAAGUCCUGUCUCGUGUGUCUGGCCUCUUACUGUGAGACUCACCUGGAGCCUCAUCAGAGAGUUGCAGCUUUGAAGAAACACAAACUGAUCAACCCUGUGGAGAACCUGGAGGACAGGAUCUGUCAGAAGCAUGAGAGACCCCUGGAGCUGUUCUGUAGGACUGACCAGACGUGUGUGUGUCGGUUCUGCACUGAGACGGACCACAAGACCCAUGACACUGUUCCCCUAGAGGAGGAGUGUGAAGAGAGGAAGACUCAGAUGAAGAAGACAGAAGGAGACAUGCAGCAAAUGAUCCAGGAGAGACUGAAGAAGGUUCAGGAGAUCAAACUCUCAGUAGAAACCAGCAAGAGAGAUGCAGAGAGAGAGAUAUCAGACAGUGUUCAGGUCUUCACUGCUCUGGUGCGCUCCAUUGAGAAAAGCCAGGCUGAGCUCAUUGAGGUGCUUGAAGAGAAGCAGAAAGCAGCAGAGAAACAGGCUGAAUUGUUGAUUCAAGAUCUGGAGCAGGAGAUCACUGAGCUGAAGAGGAAAAGCACUGAGCUGGAGCAGCUCUCACACACUGAGGACCACCUCCACCUGCUCCAGAGCUUCCCAUCCCUGAGCACCCCUCCACAUACCAAGGACUGGUCUGAGAUCAGUGUCCAUAGUGGUCUGAGUGUGGGGGUAGUGAGGAGAGCUGUGUCUCAGGUGGAGGAGACUCUCAAUAAAGAGAUGGAGAAGCUGUCUGACACUGAGCUGAAGAGGAUUCAGCAGUAUGCAGUGGAUGUGACUCUGGACCCUGAUACAGCAUGUCCCUACCUUAUCCUGUCUGAGGAUGGGAAACAAGUGAGAGAUGGAGACAUAGAGCUGGAUCUUCCUGACAAUCCAGAGAGGUUUGAUAGUUGUCCCUGUGUCCUGGGAAAGCAGGGCUUCUCCUCACGGAGGUUCUACUAUGAGGUGCAGGUUGAGGGGAAGACUGAGUGGGGUUUGGGAGUGGUCAGAGAGUCCAUCAACAGGAAGGGUCAGAUUACUCUAAGUCCUGAGUAUGGAUACUGGACAGUAUGGCUGAGGAAUGGAGAUCAGUAUGAGGCUCUGGCUGGCCCCUCUGUCCUCCUCUCCCUGAGACAGAAGCCCCAGAAGGUGGGGGUGAUUGUGGACUAUGAGGAGGGUCUGGUCUCCUUUUAUGAUGUGGAGGCCAGGUCUCAUAUCUACUCUUUCACUGGCUGCACCUUCACUGAGAAACUAUAUCCAUACCUCAGUACUGAUUGUGAUUAUGUAGAUGACACCCCUUUGAUUAUCACUCCUGUCACACACUGAUAAACUAAGAUGUGCAUUUGCCGGAGGGAAAGUUUGAUUGAUUACAAAACAAAUUCAGAAUCAGAAACAGACAUUAGAAUUGUAUAUUGUAUAGAAUAUGAUCUUGUAGUCAUUUUCACUGGUUUUAAUGAAUGUCAUAGUAAGUGGUUUGACUAAAUAAAAAUGAAAUGAAAAAACGGAAUUACCCAAAUAAUUGUAUAUAUGAAUUUACAAUCACAGUCGUAUCCCUGAUAUGUUACAGUAAUAGCAACCUUUAGCUUAAGUUAGUGUCGUUUAUGUUACCCAUCCUCUGCUUGUAUAACACCCCUUUUAAACUAGGAUACAUGUGUGUUCCCCACAUCUGGUGGUGUCCUCCACUCUACGGGUCAGGGGUCAGCAAGGUCAAUCCUGGAUCUACUGAUCGUCCUCUUCUGUCCACCAGAGGGGACACAUGUCAGGUCUUUGUUCUCAGUACCUCCAUCUGGGUUGUCUCUUCCUCAUCUCUUCUUCCUCUCUCUUUACUGUAUACAUGGAGCUCUCUGACCUCGAUGAUCAGAGAAUGUUUAUUGUUUAUUAUUGUUUAUUGUUAAAAGGAUCCCCAUUAGCUGACACCAAAGUGGGAUGAGCUAAUCUUCCUGGGGUCCAACAAAAAGAAAAGAAAAAUCACUUAACAAUGAUAAUCUAAAAGCAGUAACACAAUGAUAUACAUUCUGGGCUCUGGCUGGUCCCUCUGUCCUCCUCUCCCUGAGACAGAAGCCCCAGAAGGUGGGCGUGUUUGUGGACUGUGAGGAGGGUCUG
Messenger RNA from Hypomesus transpacificus, 2557 nucleotides. RefSeq names its product E3 ubiquitin-protein ligase TRIM39-like. NCBI's taxonomy places the organism in Eukaryota, Metazoa, Chordata, Actinopteri, Osmeriformes, Osmeridae. The transcript is spliced from 2 exons. The record is from RefSeq and is a predicted model, not a curated record. Gene Ontology annotation, molecular function: zinc ion binding; protein binding. Bases 155 to 1780 code for a protein of 541 amino acids.